AUGGCCGACCAUGCCAACGCCGCAACCACCGAGCCCAAAGACCUCUCCGGCAUCGCCCCCGCGCCGGGCGAGAACCCCUAUUCCGCUCUGAUCAACGCCAGCGGCGACAACCACGAGGAUAUGCAGCGGCUCUACGCCGCCCACCGCACGCGCCGCAACGCGCAGCAGCGGGACAAGUUCCUCUCUCCAGACUUUCCCGGCCUCGUCGUGGAUCAGCACCUGCUGCGGCUGGAGCGGCCGGCCGUCGAGCCCGGGUUCCGCGAUGAGCGGAAUUGUCUCGUCUUGUGGGCGAGGCCGCCUGUCCAUCUGCUCCGCUUGGCCGAGAAGCUGCAGGAGAUGCUGAAGCAGGCUGCGCCGAAAGUCUGGCUCAUGCCCACAUACAAGAUGCAUCUCACCACCCUCGAAGUCGCCUUCUGCAAGACGCCAGACCAAAUCGCCGCCCUCGUCUCGACCCUCCGCCCAGCCCUGCCCCGCAUAACCUCCUACACGCACUCCCACCGAGCCCGCCUCGUCAAGCCCGCCAUCUCCUACGACCUCUCCGCCUUUGCCCUGUCCUUCCUCCCGGCCGCGGGCGAGCCGCCCCUGUCCCCGACCCCGACCCUCCCCGACGACCCGCCGCCGCAGGGCGACUCGUACACGUACCACCACCUCCGGCGUGACAUCUUCGGCCUCGUGCGCGCCGCCGGCGUCGAGGUUGCGUCGCGCUACCAGGUGCCCAGCGCGCACAUCACCUUGGGCCGGUAUCUAGACGAGACGGAUCACGACACACCCGAGAAGAGGAAGGCGUGGAUCGGGGCCAUUGACCGCGUUAAUCAGUGGUUGGAGACAGGGGUCUGGGACAAGCUUGACGCUGAGUUUAUCGGGGAGUGGGUUGUCGGGCACGAAAAGGGGCUGGAUGCGAGAAACGGAACUCUGUGGUACGGGGACGGCAGGACCAUCACCGUCGGCGAGGGUUUCUAG
Messenger RNA from Hirsutella rhossiliensis, 960 nucleotides. RefSeq names its product ureidoglycolate hydrolase. The transcript is spliced from 3 exons. NCBI's taxonomy places the organism in Eukaryota, Fungi, Ascomycota, Sordariomycetes, Hypocreales, Ophiocordycipitaceae. The record is from RefSeq and is a predicted model, not a curated record. Bases 1 to 960 code for a protein of 319 amino acids.